UUGCUGGUCUGCGUUUCAAGCGUUGGUAUUAACAUUCGGUCUUUAAAUAAUUUGGUCUCCAGUUUACUUUUUUAUGGAUUUAUGAGACGAGAAAUAUUUUAAUUUUCUUAAAGCUUGUUUAAUUAAAUUUAUAAAAAACACUAGACUGAAUUAUCAUAUUAAUAUUUCGGGAUUGCGAUAACAUAAAUAAACAAAAGAUAAUGGCGCAGCGCAGCGACGAACGUGUACCGGCGGAAGAAAAUGAUUUGCUACAAAUAAAACCGCUUGGCGCAGGACAAGAAGUGGGGCGAUCAUGUAUUAUGCUAGAAUUCAAAGGCAAAAAAAUAAUGCUCGACUGUGGUAUACAUCCUGGCUUAUCCGGUAUGGAUGCCUUACCCUAUGUAGAUUUAAUAGAUGCGGAUGAAGUAGAUUUAUUAUUCAUAUCACAUUUUCACUUGGAUCACUGUGGUGCAUUGCCAUGGUUCUUAAUGAAAACCAAUUUUCGUGGACGUUGUUUUAUGACACAUGCUACGAAAGCCAUUUAUCGUUGGAUGUUAUCAGAUUAUAUAAAAAUCAGCAAUAUAUCCACCGAACAGAUGCUUUAUACAGAAGCUGAUCUUGAGGCCUCUAUGGAGAAAAUCGAAACUAUAAAUUUCCAUGAAGAACGUGAUGUUAUGGGCGUUAGAUUUUGUGCUUAUAAUGCUGGACAUGUACUCGGUGCUGCUAUGUUUAUGAUAGAAAUUGCUGGUGUUAAAAUACUAUAUACAGGUGAUUUUUCCCGUCAGGAAGAUCGGCAUCUAAUGGCAGCAGAAAUACCCACUAUGAAACCGGAUGUUUUAAUAACGGAGUCAACAUAUGGCACUCAUGUACAUGAAAAACGUGAGGAACGUGAAAAUCGUUUCACAUCAUUGGUGCAGAAAAUAGUAACACAAGGAGGACGUUGCCUUAUACCUGUUUUCGCUUUAGGUCGUGCACAAGAGUUAUUACUUAUCUUGGAUGAAUAUUGGUCACAAAAUCCUGAAUUACACGAUAUACCGAUUUAUUAUGCUUCUUCGUUGGCCAAGAAGUGUAUGGCUGUUUAUCAAACAUAUAUUAAUGCCAUGAAUGAUAAAAUAAGACGUCAGAUAGCUGUUAAUAAUCCAUUCGUUUUUCGUCACAUUUCAAAUCUAAAAGGUAUUGAUCACUUCGAUGAUAUAGGACCUUGUGUUGUAAUGGCCUCACCCGGUAUGAUGCAGAGCGGCUUAUCAAGAGAAUUAUUUGAGAAUUGGUGCACAGAUCCUAAGAAUGGCGUGAUAAUUGCAGGUUAUUGUGUUGAAGGUACCUUAGCAAAGACGAUAUUGUCUGAACCAGAGGAAAUAACGACAUUGGCAGGGCAAAAGCUACCUUUGAAUAUGUCUGUUAAUUAUAUAUCUUUCUCAGCACAUACUGACUACGAGCAGACAAGCGAAUUUAUACGUUUACUUAAACCUCAACACGUCGUUUUGGUGCAUGGGGAACAAAACGAAAUGAGUCGUCUUAAAAUGGCAUUACAGCGCGAGUAUGAAGCAGAUACCUCCACAGAUAUUAAGUUCUAUAAUCCACGCAACACUCAUUCCGUAGAGUUAUAUUUCCGUGGCGAAAAGACUGCUAAAGUGAUGGGUAAUUUAGCCUCUAUAACCCCAGAAGUCGGCAACAAACUCUCCGGUGUGCUCGUAAAACGUGACUUCAAAUACCAUCUCUUAGCUGCUUCUGAUUUAUCUAAAUACACAGAUAUGAGCAUGUCGGUUGUGACCCAACGGCAAUCAAUACCUUGGAAUAGUUCUUUAAACACACUUAAGCUACUUUUGGAUCGAAUAGGUGGUGUGGGUACUGUAGAGGUAGUGGAAGAAGAAAAAAAAUUACGCGUCUUCAAAGCUAUUGACCUAAUUGUUGAAGGGAAAAUGAUUAUUAUGGAAUGGCAGGCAACUCCGGUUAAUGACACAUUCGCUGAUUCUGUAUUAGCGUGCAUAAUGCAAACCGAAAUGGGUGGCACAAAUAUAAAAAGCGCACAAACCCAUUCCAAAUCAGAUCUCACACACUUUAGAGAAUGUUUGGUGGAAACAUUCCAAGACUCGUUUGGCGAGCAUUCAGUGCCAAAAAUGUUCAGUGGUGACCUUUUGCCAAUCACUGUAGCUGGAAAGCGUGCCGAGGUUAAUUUGGAAACUUUGGCGGUGUCCUGUACCGAAGAUGAAAACCUACGUCAAAUAGUGAACACAGCAGUACAAAAACUUUACCAGGCUUUGGUGCCCAUAUAAACAUUUAUUUUUUUAAAUCAAAUUUAUUUGUAUCAUUUAAACAAAAAAAAAUUAUUAAAAACGUAUUUUU
Teleopsis dalmanni is the source of this 2322-nucleotide messenger RNA. RefSeq names its product cleavage and polyadenylation specificity factor 73. The transcript has 7 exons. Bases 201 to 2252 code for a protein of 683 amino acids. Gene Ontology annotation, cellular component: mRNA cleavage and polyadenylation specificity factor complex. Gene Ontology annotation, biological process: mRNA 3'-end processing by stem-loop binding and cleavage. The record is from RefSeq and is a predicted model, not a curated record. Gene Ontology annotation, molecular function: RNA binding; 5'-3' exonuclease activity; RNA endonuclease activity. Lineage: Eukaryota; Metazoa; Arthropoda; Insecta; Diptera; Diopsidae.